Messenger RNA from Drechmeria coniospora, 873 nucleotides. RefSeq lists its product as uncharacterized. The record is from RefSeq and is a predicted model, not a curated record. Bases 1 to 873 code for a protein of 290 amino acids. NCBI's taxonomy places the organism in Eukaryota, Fungi, Ascomycota, Sordariomycetes, Hypocreales, Ophiocordycipitaceae. The transcript has 2 exons. Gene Ontology annotation, molecular function: zinc ion binding; carbonate dehydratase activity.
AUGGUCCAGCUCACGGUCGCGGCGACGUUCGCCUUGUGCGCCGGCUCCGCGCUUGCGUCGUGUCACUACGGCACGAGCCACUUUAAGAGAGAGAACAAGGUGCCCGUCUUCAAGUUCGGCUAUACCGGCUUGAUCGGCCCCCUCAACUGGUACGGCCUCAACCCAAACGUCAACAAGCUGUGCGCCACCGGAACCCACCAGUCGCCCAUCAACCUCAACGGGUCGACGACGACGUCGCCGGGAAGCUCCGUUUCCUUCCAGGUCGACGGCGCCCCGAACGGCUCCGUCCUGGAGAACCUCGGCACGACGCUCGAGGUGCCGGGGAACGGAACGCUGGUUCACGGCGGCAAGACGUACCACCUCGUCCAGUUUCACUUUCACACGCCGAGCGAGCACUUCAUCGAGUCCGAGUACUCGGUCAUGGAGGUGCACUUUGUCUUUCAAGCCGACGACAAGUCCCUCACGGCCGUCGGUUUCCUCAUCGACCUCGGCCCGACCACGCCGUUCCUGUCGUCCGUCUUCCAGAACGUCGACCAAGUCGCGACGCCAGGUUCGGAUGCCGCCACCGGCCCGCUGUGCUUCACGGAGCUCGAGAAUCACCUCAAGAACAACAACAUUUACACGCAAGCGCACCCCGUCCCACCGUCUGACGUGCCGCGUUCGCUGACCGUUGCGUCCAGAUACUCGGGCUCCCUCACCACGCCCCCGUGCGCCGAGGGUGUGUCGUGGAUCGUGAGCAGCCAACCGCUGCACAUUGAUGCCGACACGUAUCACAAGGUCAAGGACAUCAUCCGCUUCAACGCUCGCUACAUACAAAACGUUCCCGGUGGGGUCAAUCUGCUUCAAAAUGCCGCCAAUUACUUGCAAAAGUAG